Messenger RNA from Symbiodinium sp. CCMP2592, 841 nucleotides. The record is from the annotation of a GenBank genome assembly. Lineage: Eukaryota; Dinophyceae; Suessiales; Symbiodiniaceae.
GACCGAGCUUGAAGAGUUUAGCCAGUACAUUCAGUGCUCGCUUCUCAGCUUGGUGCAUGGGGCUUCGAGCGAAGCCCGCAAGGACGUCGAUAGUGCUCGACAGGACUUCCUUGACGCUUUGCAAACUUUCAGGGACGAGACUCUUGAGGCCUUGACAGCUCUGCACGAGCGCGCUGACCUCUUGCUUGAGAAUCAGUUUCGCUUGCAGACCCAGUUUGUGAUUUUGCAACAGCGCCUCACUCAGCUUGAAGGGGCGCCUGAGUGCACUGACGGGCCCGAUUUUCUGCAUACCUUGUGUGCGCGGCAGCCCAUGGACAUGGCCCUGACCCGGCGAGCCGUCUGGGUCCAUGACAGUUUUGCAUUGCAUCGGCCGCAGAUCUCUUCCCGCACUGCUGAGUUCGCUCAUCGAGUCGCUUUCGACAAAUUUUGUGAGGACAUGCAGACACCGCAGGAACCGCUGGCCGAGCAGUUGGCCCGAGAUGCCUGGGCUCGCCAUGACAUCGACAACCUCGAUGCUGCUUCUUUGACGCCUUCGGAAUCUGGAGAUGUCGGUGAAGAACGAGACCCUCACACCGUCUUCGCUGGUCUAUCCGAUGAACGCAAAGAAGCCUUGGCUGCCGGAUCCAGCUGGGAGGCACCGACCAGAAUCGUGCAUCGUGCUCCCUCUGAGCCGCCGGCUACAGAUUCGGACCGGGGCCAUGGUGAUUGGUUGCGCGGCCUCAGUGGCCGUCUCGAUGACGUUGAGAGCUUUUGCGGGUCAAUCAUCGACCCCCGGUUCUCUCGUAGUCUUCAUGCUCGCUUACUCCGAGUGGAGCGCCUGCUGAACGUCCCUGAGCAGUAG